ACCAUUCCCCGUUGCCGAUUGCCAUUCCGAUUGGGGGAAAGAUCGAGGAUGUCGUGGCAGUUUGAUCGGCGUUAAGAUCCGUGCGAGUCUGAAAAUGGAAGGGUAGUUAUCGUCGUCCAUUGGGAUCAAGGAGAAUAUGUAUUUAUGAUGUGGAAAUUGAAAGAGAGGGAGAACAUGAAAAAAAGCAGCAGCUUGGGAAUCCUUCGCCUUUUCUCUCUCUAGGAGGAGAAAGAAUGGGGGAAAAAGAGAGAAGGAAUCAAAAAUAUCAAGCAUAGCGGUCCACGUGUACCUCCGAUGAGUAGCGAUCUGGCAUCGGAUCUGCGCUUUUCCCUUCCCCACCCGAAAAAAUAUCUCCCACGCCCAUAGCUAGUUCUUCUCUUCCACCCACCGCCGCCUCCGCUUCCGCCUCCCGGCCGAGUCAAUACUCCUCCCGCUUCGAGAUCUACUGGUUCCAUUUCUCGAUCACAUCCACCGCCCUCCCCCCCUCCCCCCCCUCUGCUUUAAUUCUAGGGUUUUGGCCGCUCCCAUGGAUGAAGAGGCCCCCGAUGCCCACCGCAACCGGAUCGCCGCGGAAGGACCUGGAGGAUAUGAUGGGGGCCGCGUCAGAGAGUGGGAGAUCGGGCUCCCGACUGAUGAGGAGCUCUUUCCCCUCAAUAAGCUCCUAGUCUCGCCGUCGCUGGCUACCGCUUUCCGUAUCAGCCCCGAACCCCGCCGCACCGCAAUCGACGUCGACCGAGCCGUACAUAAAACUCUAACUGACCUCCGAAGCACCUUAACCUCCCCUGUGUCCGCCUCUACACUCCGAUCCUUCCUUCCCUUCCAGUCCCCUGUUCAAAACGAUGACUACGGCGAGGCAGAAGAAGAAGAAGGAGAAGAAGAAGAAGAAGUAGAAGAAAUAGAAGAAGAAGAAGAAGACGACGAGGAAGAAGGAAGCGAGGCUACGAUGCCUUUCGAGGGCGAGGGCGAUGGCGUGGAAAAUCCCCAGCGCAAGAGUCGACGAGUCGAGGUCUCCGAGGAGGCCGAGUUGUCGGCCCUGCGGGCAGAGAACUCGAACGACGAGCAGUCGGCGAGGAGCCAGAAGAGGCCACGGUUGGUGUGGACGCCGCAGCUCCACAAGCGGUUCGUUGACGUCGUCACGCACCUCGGCAUCAAGAACGCCGUCCCGAAGACCAUCAUGCAGCUGAUGAACGUGGAGGGCCUGACGAGGGAGAACGUCGCGAGCCACCUCCAAAAGUACCGCCUUUAUCUGAAGAGAAAGGAGGGGCUCUCCAGCGAGGGGCCUUCCUCCUCCGAUCGUCUCUUUGCUUCUACGCCCAUGCCGCAGAGCUUCCGAGAGCACCACCACCAACUGCCGCCGCAGCCGCCAACUGUGCCCGUGCCCUACGCCGUGCCCACCAUGCUUCCUAUGCCCAUCUACGGCGUGCCCCAUGGAAACCCUAUGGUUAUGAUGCCCUACGUUAAUAACCACCAGGUAGGUGGGGGCUUCCACGGAUUCGAAGCUCCCCAUCAUUUCGGAGCUAUUGGGGAGCGGCCGACGGAUCGGAAUUGAUGGAACCAAUUCCAAAUAGAUCUGUCAUCCAUGCAACAGCAUCUGCAAUUAUUUGAAAAUCAUUCUGAUGCUAAAGAGGAGGAUCCUCUCUGUGGGGACGGAGUGAACCAUGACAAAUGCGACCUUACACACUUCAUUUGGAAUAAAAGUACUGAUGCCCACUUAUCAAAAGAAGUUGAAGAAGAGACUAAUAUAAUUGUGGGCUAUGAUAGUCAAACUUAAUGCGAUGUUAGCCUUAGUAGAAUUUAAGACUACAUUUAAUUUUCGGCAUAUAUCCCUAUCUAAAAUAAUUACGUGAGUUUGCGUGCAUAUCUAAAUUUUUCUCAGUCAAUUUAUGUUAUUUUAUUCUGAUGUAAGAACAUAGAGUUUUGAAUUAAAAUGAUUUGGAG
Messenger RNA from Zingiber officinale, 1938 nucleotides. RefSeq names its product transcription factor PCL1-like. The transcript is spliced from 2 exons. Gene Ontology annotation, molecular function: DNA binding; DNA-binding transcription factor activity. Gene Ontology annotation, cellular component: nucleus. Gene Ontology annotation, biological process: regulation of DNA-templated transcription. The record is from RefSeq and is a predicted model, not a curated record. NCBI's taxonomy places the organism in Eukaryota, Viridiplantae, Streptophyta, Magnoliopsida, Zingiberales, Zingiberaceae. The coding region runs from base 527 to 1549 and encodes 340 amino acids.